AUGCGUUUCAUCUUUGCAAUUAUUUGCGUUAUAGUAGCUGUUGUCGGGUUAUCAACAGCAUUUCCUCAUCAUGAUCGUAUGCGUCGUGGUCCAAUUGAUCUGAGUGGUUUGACUGGCCCCGGUGGAAUGUCAUUUAUAUGUGUAUUUCCACCAUGUCAGGUACAACCAAUCGUCUUUCCAACAACAAUCGAUUGGGAUGCUCUUCAUGCUAGUAUUGCUCAAUGGAAUAAAGAACAGGAAGAAUUAUCAUUAUUACAAACCAAUAAUUGA
Adineta steineri is the source of this 270-nucleotide messenger RNA. The record is from the annotation of a GenBank genome assembly. Lineage: Eukaryota; Metazoa; Rotifera; Eurotatoria; Adinetida; Adinetidae.